AAAGCACAUAUAAAAACACAUAGUGUGGCCUCAGAAAAAAACAGAAACAAAAAAAAAAUGGAUUUCAUCAGAAUGAAAAUAUGUCUUUCUGUCUUAUUUUUUUUCCAUGUUUGGUUUUGUAGAGCUUUUAAUGAUGUCUCAACAAUUCCUUUUAACAAAGGAUUCAGCCAUCUCUUUGGUGAUGGAAAUAUUCUUCAUGCUAACGAUGAUAACAGCCUUCAACUUCAUCUCAACCAAAACACAGGUUCAGGGUUCAAGUCUUCUGACCUUUACAACCAUGGUUUCUUCAGUGCUAAAAUUAAAUUGCCAUCAGAUUAUACUGCAGGAAUAGUUGUUGCCUUCUAUACGACGAAUCAAGAUGUAUUUAAGAAGACACACGAUGAACUAGAUUUUGAAUUUUUGGGAAAUAUAAAAGGAAAAGCAUGGAGAUUUCAAACAAAUAUGUAUGGAAAUGGAAGCACACAUAGAGGAAGAGAAGAAAGAUAUACUCUAUGGUUUGAUCCUUCUAAAGAGUUCCAUCGUUAUAGUAUUUUGUGGACCAACAAAAACAUCAUAUUUUAUAUAGAUGAUGUUCCAAUUAGAGAAAUUGUAAGAAAUGAUGCAAUGGGUGGAGACUACCCAUCAAAGCCAAUGGGCCUAUAUGCAACAAUUUGGGAUGCUUCAGAUUGGGCUACUUCAGGUGGAAAAUACAAAACAAAUUACAAAUAUGCACCAUUUAUAGCUGAAUUUACUGAUUUAGUACUCAAUGGAUGUGCAAUGGACCCAUUGGAACAAGUUGUAAACCCUAGUCUUUGUGAUGAAAAAGAUGUUGAACUCCAAAAGUCGGAUUUUUCAAGGAUUACAUCGAGACAAAGAAUGUCCAUGAAAAGAUUUAGGGCGAAAUAUAUGUACUAUUCUUACUGUUACGAUUCAUUGAGAUACUCAGUGCCACCACCAGAGUGCGAGAUUGAUCCAGUUGAGCAACAACAUUUUAAAGAGACUGGAAGGUUGAAGUUUAUAAACAAGCACCACGGACAUCGUCAUCCUAAGAAAACAAAAAGUGAAGUUCUUGAUGCUAGGAAGUAUGGAAAUGAAGAUGAAGAGUGAUUCAAAGUUUUGUUUACUAAUAGUAAUAUUGUUGGUGUGUAUAUAGAUAAAAGGAGGGAAAGAGUGAAUUCGUUUAUUUUUCUUGGAUUAUAGAUUUUGUUAUAGGAUAUAUUGUCAGAGUGAAGGGUGAAAAAUGAUUAUAUAUAAAGUGUGAACACUGAUUGAGUAGUUAUAUUGUAAUAUAAAUAAAGAGAUUGAAUUAUGUAUAUUGAAUUACUAUUAAAGACUCCA
This is a messenger RNA of Solanum lycopersicum (tomato), 1317 nucleotides long. RefSeq names its product xyloglucan endotransglucosylase-hydrolase (gene XTH5). Gene Ontology annotation, molecular function: hydrolase activity, hydrolyzing O-glycosyl compounds; xyloglucan:xyloglucosyl transferase activity. Gene Ontology annotation, biological process: xyloglucan metabolic process; cell wall biogenesis. Gene Ontology annotation, cellular component: cell wall; apoplast. Lineage: Eukaryota; Viridiplantae; Streptophyta; Magnoliopsida; Solanales; Solanaceae. The record is from RefSeq and is marked validated.